UGCUGUCUGGACAGGACACCCUGAAAGCAACAAGCUUGACUGGACAAAACGCUCACUACUGCAGUGCCGUACACUCUCGUUUGACGGGGAUAGCGUCGACUCGAGGUUGUGUUUGUCCUCACUAAACGUCGGUCUGAAUUGAACUGGAGGAAGGACGAUGUCGGCAGUUUAUAAAGAUGAACAGGAGGACUGGAUGACGGUGUGUCUCAAGUACCUGCUCUUUGUUUUCAACUUUCUCUUCUGGGUGGGUGGAGCAGCUGUUUUGGGCGUGGGAGUCUGGACACUGGUGGAGAAGAGUGACUACUUGAGCCUGCUGGCAUCCAGCACUUUUGCUGUCUCUGCGUAUAUCCUCAUCCUGGCUGGCGGCCUGGUGGUGGUUACGGGCUUCUUGGGCUGCUGCGCUGUCAUCCGGGAGCAGAGAAGCUGUCUGUCCACGUAUUUUUUCUGCCUGCUGUUGAUCUUCUUGAUUGAACUGGUGGCCGGAGUACUGGCUUAUGUCUAUUACCAGAGGCUGAGUGAGGAGCUGAAGCAGCAUCUCAACCAGACUAUGACGGAGAACUAUGCCCAGCCAGGGAAGGAGGCCAUCACAUUAGCUGUGGACAGACUACAACAGGAUUUCAAGUGCUGUGGCAGCAACAACUCCCAUGACUGGAUGUUGAGUGUGUACAUUUCAUCAAAGCCGGCAGAAGGCAGGGUGGUGCCUGACAGCUGCUGUAAAACCAUCACUCCUCACUGUGGGAUAAGAGAUCAUCCCUCCAACAUUUACAAGGUUGAGGGUGGUUGCAUUACGAAGCUGGAGCAGUUUCUGGCAGACCACCUGUUAGUCAUUGGUGCUGUGGGAAUAGGAGUGGCUUGUCUGCAGCUGGCCGGGGCAGUCUUGACAGCCUGCUUUAUCUAUCUGCUCUAUAAAGAAGAAGAGGACUUCGGUACAUUGUGAUUUAGCUCUAGACCGGCUUUGUGGUUUAAUCAACUGGAGAGACAAGAUCUGCGGGAUGGUGUUCACCAGCUGCUUGUACAGAAGGAUCAAGAUGGAACCUUACUGAGCACGCCCGGUCCUCAACACCCCACCUUCAACAGGCAGAUGGAACAAUGACCUUCUGACACCUAAACUUCGACCUCUGAAUCUUGAACUUUUACCUUGUGAUCUAAGCCAAGACACUUUUGCAGGCAGAAACAAAUUGUACAAUUGACCAACCGGGCUGAUUUUUGGUUCCUCUUCUACAGUAUUACACUUACAUUACAAUAUACUUCAAUACAAGCUUUUACAUUUCUGAUAUCUGACUGUGAUCUACUGGAACAAAAUGCCAGUCUGCAUUUGUCUAUUUGCCUUGGCUUAGAUGCAUGCUUUAGUUUGAGCAGGACAAAAGAAAGGGGGCAUACAUACUCAUAACGCAUCCUGCUCUGUUCAACUAAUGAUUAUCCAAAUUGAUCUGUCUUGUUCACUGUGCAUUUAUAUGUUAGUGUUUUUUGACCAUUCCAGUACUUGAGUAAGCUGAGCAAGGGCAUGGCGUACACAUGGUGUUGUCACUGUUAAUGAAGAAAGGUAAUUUAUUGUUGUAUCUUUUUUGAACACAAUGUGCCUCUUUCACAAUUCUGCUAAAUGAUUAUCAAUUAUGUGCCUGAAAUCUUUAAAAGGGAGCUGACAAUGCACUGUGACAAAGGGCAGCAAAUGAAAUCUAGUUUACUAUAUUUAUAUUUGUAGUUAUGUCUAUAUUUCUGUAUAGCAGCACUGAAUGUUGCACUGUGUGAUAGUUAUUUAAAUGAACUGAACCUCAAUGGUAACACUCAAGUGUAUGGCUACAAACUUUAAGAUGUUCCUAGACCGUCUAAUAAGUAAAGGAAGAAGAGUCAUUUUCUCUAGUGGUUGCCAGAUCCCUGAAUGUAUGACUCCACCUAGUGGUUGGCACUGGUCACAUACAAUACUGUGUGUAACUAUAUGCUGCACUUGAUUCUGAUAGUAGGAAAUUCAGAAUUUCACAAUCCAACAAAAUCUGUUGUUUAUCUCAUUAUGUGACCCUAAAGAUACAUAUACAUCAGAUAGCAGAUUGCAAUAUUAACACACAUUACCUUCUCUGAAUUUUAGAUUUGUUUCCAUACUUUCCUAGACAAUGAGGAUUCAUUCUCUACAGUGGAGAAGUUGACUCUAAGCGCCAAAGAAAUCGAGGAUUUUGUUGUUUUCACUGUCUAAUCCAUCACUUGUCAUCCCUUUUCCCAUAGCUAUUACAUAAGGAACAAUGAGUGGCCUUGUUGCCACUAUAGAUGUGGUAAGUCUGGCUCAGCUAUUGUUGAUUGAUAAGUAAGCGCAAUACAUCAACCUCUGGAUCCUUAACCAUACACACCAUUGCCAAGACCCAGCACUCUGUAAAGGGAUCUCUUAGGAUUUGUGUUUUGUUUUUUUUUCCCCCACCCAACUGACUUAGAAAUGAAGGGUGCUAAUGUGGUUGUUGAUGAGAUAAUGAUAUAACAUUGGCAUGUGCUCUACUACUGACUGUGCUAUUUAAAACAUUGAUAUGAAACUCAUAAAUAAAUGUUUAAAUGGUGUUGCAUUAAGAAAA
Messenger RNA from Morone saxatilis (striped sea-bass), 2555 nucleotides. RefSeq names its product tetraspanin 11 (gene tspan11). The transcript has 9 exons. The record is from RefSeq and is a predicted model, not a curated record. Gene Ontology annotation, cellular component: membrane. Bases 158 to 937 code for a protein of 259 amino acids. NCBI's taxonomy places the organism in Eukaryota, Metazoa, Chordata, Actinopteri, Moronidae.